Spirometra erinaceieuropaei is the source of this 648-nucleotide messenger RNA. NCBI's taxonomy places the organism in Eukaryota, Metazoa, Platyhelminthes, Cestoda, Diphyllobothriidea, Diphyllobothriidae. The record is from the annotation of a GenBank genome assembly.
AUGGCAGCCUGGAAUGUUCCUUCCUGUUUGCACAAUCCAAGAACCAACCGGCCGGAACGGAGGACGAUGAUAGUGGCUCAGGAGCUGGCGCAUUACAAGGUGGACAUCGCCACACUCAGCGAGAUCUGUUUCUCCGAACAAGGCCAACUGCAGGAAGUGCGUGCCGGCUGCACCUUCUUCCGGAGCAGUCGACCCAAAGCAGAGCGACGAGAAGAGGACACCCCCAUCGUCCCCCGGAAUGACAUCGUGGGACGACUGUCCUGUCUGCCACAGAGCGUCAACGAUCGCCUAAUGAGCCCCCGCCUGCCUCUCCAGGGAGAUGAACUCGUCACCAUCAGCAGUGUCUACGCCCCACCGAUGACCGGCCCUGACAAGGCGAGGGACAAAUUCUACGAGGACCUGCACGCCGUCCUGACGUCUGUGCCGAAGGCGGAUAAGUGGAUUAUCCUUGGUGACUUCAACGCCCGCGUCGGUGCGGACCAUGUUGCCUGGAGAGAAGUGCUGGGUCCCCAUGGUCUCCAAGGCUCCAAUGGCAAUGGCCUGCUCCUACGAACCUGCGCAGAACACCGCUUCAUCCUAACCAACACUUCCUUCCGCCUUCCGAGACGAGAAGAGGCCACCUGGGUGCACACUUGGUCGCAACACUGA